Molecule: messenger RNA, 3107 nt
Organism: Menidia menidia (Atlantic silverside)
Lineage: Eukaryota; Metazoa; Chordata; Actinopteri; Atheriniformes; Atherinopsidae
Source: the annotation of a GenBank genome assembly
CAGAAUACAGAUAUGGGAUUGGUUCUCGUGGUUGACGGACAAUGGCCAGCCAAUCAGAUUAGGGUAUUCGUCUAACUCAUAGUAUAAGCGUACAGAUGGUACGGAAACUGCUGCUCUUUCGUGUGAUAUCACUGAGAACGUAGUGUAACGAAAACCGGUUAAGCCUUUUUAAACAUUUAGCUAGGAUUUCUUUAUUUAUUGCUACCAAUCCAGGUGGAUCACCAUGGCUUCGGGAGGGGAAUCCAAAAAUGAUGAUCUAGCAACUGCCAUUCUGAAACAGAAGAACAGACCCAACAGACUGGUGGUAGAUGAAUCCAUCAAUGAGGAUAACAGCGUUGUCUCUCUCUCUCAGACCAAGAUGGAUGAGCUGCAGCUCUUCCGUGGAGACACAGUGCUGAUGAAGGGUAAAAAGAGGCGGGAGACUGUGUGCAUCGUCCUGUCUGAUGACACCUGCUCUGAUGAAAAGGUUCGCAUGAACAGGGUGGUCCGCAACAAUCUGAGGGUCCGUCUCGGUGAUGUCAUCAGCAUUCAGCCAUGUCCUGAUGUGAAGUAUGGCAAGAGGAUCCAUGUUCUUCCAAUAGAUGACACAGUGGAAGGAAUCACUGGCAACCUGUUUGAGGUCUACCUGAAGCCCUACUUCCUCGAGGCUUACAGGCCAAUCCGCAAAGGUGACAUUUUUCUGGUCAGAGGAGGCAUGCGUGCUGUGGAGUUCAAGGUGGUCGAGACCGACCCUUCCCCUUACUGCAUUGUUGCUCCUGACACAGUCAUUCACUGUGAGGGUGAGCCAAUCAGGAGAGAGGAUGAGGAAGAGUCCUUGAAUGAGGUGGGUUACGAUGAUAUCGGAGGAGUAAGGAAGCAGUUGGCUCAGAUUAAGGAGAUGGUGGAGCUGCCUCUCAGACACCCUGCACUGUUUAAGGCCAUAGGAGUCAAGCCCCCACGUGGAAUCCUUCUCUAUGGACCCCCUGGAACUGGAAAAACUUUGAUUGCCAGAGCUGUGGCCAAUGAAACGGGAGCUUUCUUCUUCCUAAUUAAUGGCCCUGAAAUUAUGAGCAAGCUGGCAGGAGAGAGUGAGAGUAAUCUGAGAAAGGCCUUUGAGGAAGCUGAAAAAAAUGCUCCAGCCAUCAUCUUCAUCGAUGAACUUGAUGCAAUUGCUCCAAAGAGAGAGAAGACCCAUGGAGAGGUGGAGAGGCGCAUAGUCUCUCAGCUGCUGACACUCAUGGAUGGCCUGAAACAGAGAGCUCAUGUCAUCGUCAUGGCCGCCACCAAUAGACCCAACAGCAUUGAUCCAGCCCUCAGGAGAUUUGGCCGCUUUGAUAGGGAAGUUGAUAUCGGCAUCCCCGAUGCAACUGGCAGGCUGGAAAUCCUCCAGAUUCACACCAAGAACAUGAAACUGGCUGAAGAUGUUGAUCUGGAACAGGUAGCCAAUGAGACCCAUGGACACGUGGGGGCCGAUCUGGCUGCCCUCUGCUCUGAGGCUGCUCUCCAGGCCAUUAGGAAGAAGAUGGACCUGAUAGACCUGGAGGAUGAGACAAUUGAUGCUGAAGUCAUGAACUCUCUUGCCGUUACCAUGGAUGACUUCAAGUGGGCUCUGAGCCAGAGCAACCCAUCAGCUCUGAGGGAGACGGUUGUUGAGGUUCCCAACAUCACCUGGGAUGAUAUCGGAGGCCUGGAGGAUGUGAAGAGGGAAUUGCAGGAGUUGGUGCAGUACCCUGUGGAGCACCCAGACAAGUUCCUCAAGUUUGGCAUGACCCCAUCCAAGGGUGUGCUUUUCUACGGUCCCCCUGGUUGUGGUAAGACUCUGCUGGCCAAAGCCAUUGCCAAUGAGUGCCAGGCAAACUUCAUCUCCAUCAAAGGACCUGAGCUGCUCACCAUGUGGUUUGGAGAAUCUGAGGCCAACGUCAGAGAGAUCUUUGACAAGGCUCGGCAGGCUGCCCCAUGUGUUCUCUUCUUCGAUGAGCUGGACUCCAUAGCCAAAGCCCGUGGCGGUAACGUUGGGGAUGGCGGUGGCGCUGCUGAUCGUGUCAUCAACCAGAUCCUGACUGAGAUGGAUGGAAUGUCGAGCAAGAAGAAUGUUUUCAUCAUCGGAGCCACAAACAGACCAGAUAUCAUUGACCCUGCCAUCCUGAGACCUGGCCGUCUGGAUCAGCUCAUUUACAUCCCACUGCCUGACGAGAAGAGCAGGAUGAGCAUCCUGAAAGCCAAUCUCCGCAAGAGUCCCAUCAGCAAGGAUGUGGACUUGGAUUUCCUGGCUAAGAUGACCAAUGGCUUCUCUGGAGCUGAUCUCACAGAGAUCUGCCAGCGGGCGUGUAAACUGGCCAUCAGAGAAAGUAUUGAGAACGAGAUCCGCAGAGAGCGGGAGAGGCAGACCAAUCCUUCCGCCAUGGAGGUGGAGGAGGACGAUCCUGUGCCAGAGAUCAGGAAGGACCACUUUGAGGAGGCAAUGCGAUUUGCUCGUCGCUCCGUCAGUGACAAUGAUAUCCGCAAAUAUGAGAUGUUUGCUCAGACUCUGCAGCAAAGCCGUGGCUUUGGCAGCUUCAGGUUUCCCUCCAGUACUGCGGGUGGCAGCGGUCCAAGUCAUGGCUCAGGUGGAACCGGCGGUGGUCCAGUGUUCAACGAGGAUAAUGAUGAUGAUCUUUAUGGAUAAAAGUACUCUGCCCCACAGUGGUCAGUUCUGGGAUCACAUCUGUACAAAUACACACCAGAUUCCACAUUUUUAGGACUUUGUGCUUCUUUCAUGUGUUUUUCUUUUUUCUUUUUGUAUUUUUUUUCUUUUCUUUUUUUUUUUCCCUUGGAGAAAGCAUGUAGCCACCUGGUUUGCCCUGACUUAAAUGUGGGUGGGGUCAUGUGAUGGGAAUAGAAGGUGAGUGACGGAUGCAAAUAGUUCUUUCCCGUGAAGGGACGGGGGGGUGGCAUUUUUUUGAGUGGCCUCGUUCUCAGUAUAUCUCAAACAUGAAUGGCUAUAUCGACUGGUUUGUAUGCUAGACAGAAAAACAUUGCUGAAGAGUUCUUUUUUUUUUCUUUUUUAAGAUAAACAGUAGCAUAUAAUGUAAUACAAAUUUGUCAAGGUUAUGUUGUUCAAAAUAAAAUCUCACCAAAUGGAGUAAACA